AUCCUUUGACCCUAAUGCGCCACGUGGCGCCGAUCCCCCUACCCCUUCUCGUCUCCCGAGUCGAGCUCUCCGCUCGCGCACUCUGCUACACCCCGUGCGCGAGCGGCAUUGUCCACCCUAGAUGCCACCCCAAUGAGACUCACUCGGCCUUACUGCGUCUGCUCUGUGCUCGUGUCGACGAACGGCGACCGAAGAGGAUGACGAGUGGCAUUGGGAUGGCGCUGUGAAGG
This is a messenger RNA of Tilletiopsis washingtonensis, 230 nucleotides long. RefSeq lists its product as hypothetical. The record is from RefSeq and is a predicted model, not a curated record. Lineage: Eukaryota; Fungi; Basidiomycota; Exobasidiomycetes; Entylomatales. The transcript has a single exon. The coding region runs from base 15 to 227 and encodes 70 amino acids.